UGUGUGCAGGCGUGGGUAUGUGUGCAGGAAUGUGUGACAGUGUUUACCUUCCAUACUUCCUUUUUCCUCUCUCCUUCCUGUGAACUCCUGGUUCCCAGGUGCCCCGCUUGCUCCACAACAUCCUUACCCACCAGAAGGCCCCUGGCUCUGCAAUGCCACCUGCAGCUGCCCAGCCCUCCACCCAUGGGGCCCUUGUUCCACCUGCCACCGCUCAUGAACUGGAUCACUCAGCUCUUCACUGGCUCGCCUGUGGCUACUGCCUCAGUUUACCUGUGCAGUUGUCCCUGGCUAUCUGGCUGGGUAGGACUUGCGCUUAGAAGCAGUCUGCUCCCUGUGUCCUAAGGCCAGGGAAACUGUGUCCUAAGGCCAGGAGGUGGCAGCCUCUGCCCUCCCGAGACAGGGACCUGUGAGCAGCCUGGCUCUGUGGCUUGGAGCCUGGGGGUCCCCUGACCUGUCUGUGAGCACUGCCCCUCCCAUCAGGGAGGCACUCAAGAGCUUCCCACCUGUGUCACAGGGAGUGGGGCCUGGAGCCUGAAGAGACCUGUGGGGGCCACAUGAGCACCUGAAUUCAGCUCCUCUCUGUCCUUUCCCUUGAUUCUGAAAUUGUCCCCACAGCGCAGGUGCACCAAGGGAGCUGCCUUUGCAGCCUGUCCUGAGCCCAGGGAGGAGAAGGGCGGCUCCCCUUCCUGAUCGCCCUAGGCCUAGGUCAACUGGGUGGGCCCAAAGGGACUUCUGAACCCCCACUGCCCAGGCAGCCCCCUUUCCCUAGAUGCCCCAUGGCCUGUCCCCUGAGAGCCAAGCCAAGCCCAUAUUCAAACAGGGCUCUGGGGUCUGGGUGCUGCCCUGCUCCCAACCAGGGAGGUUCUGGGCACGGUUGCCUGGACCUUCCCUCCCAGUGCCAUGGACUGCUGCCCCCGCUGCCCAACCCCAGAGGGCAGUGAUGGGCACCGUGCUUUUCCCUGCCCCAUCCUGGGAGCCUAGGCCUUGCCCUCAGUAGAGGCAGAUGGGACCCAGGGAUGGCUGCCCCUGCAUAGACAUGGCUGCCUCCCAGGGGAAUCUAAGGGACCCAACACCUGCGUCACAGAUGCAAGGGACAGACUGUAGGUGAGGCAACUCCAUCCACAUCCACGCUGAGCCACGCACUAGCAUGUGGGGCUGGGCACCACCAAGCCUGCUGUCCCGCCUGGGCCACCCCAGCCUGGGCUUAGACUCAGCACCCCGUGGGGGUGGAGGAGUGGGGCAGGGGAAGGAGGUGCCCGGGGCAAAAGCCGGAUGUCUUCAGAGUGACCCUCUGGGGCUAGGCAGGGCUGGGGACGGGGGAAAGGCCUGCUGGCAGAAAAGCGCGCACCGGCCCCUCUGCCGAAUGGUCCCCACACUCCCUGUGCAGACGCGGCAGGCUGCAGGGCAGAAGCUUCCAGCCCAUUCCUGGUGGCCAGCGUGCUUUACUUGGUCCUUGAUGAAGAGAAUCGUUCUGACAGGCGGCUGCGGUGAGCUCCUGGUACCUUCGAAGCUUCGGCGUUGCCUCUCCAGGAACCUAGACAUGAACACUCGUCCCCAUUCAGGCCAGACUCCGAGGCUCAAGGGUCAAGGCCCAGGCCCGUUGCCAGGAUGCCCUCUCUCUGGGACAGGUGUAAGGCCCCUUGGGAGGGGUGUGCAGUUGCAGAGGAUCUUUAAGCAGGGUGAGGAAUAGGGAGGAGAAGGCUU
Sapajus apella (tufted capuchin) is the source of this 1704-nucleotide messenger RNA. It is a transcript of the gene CUNH11orf21, whose product is annotated as chromosome unknown C11orf21 homolog. Lineage: Eukaryota; Metazoa; Chordata; Mammalia; Primates; Cebidae. The record is from RefSeq and is a predicted model, not a curated record.